Mus musculus (house mouse) is the source of this 1036-nucleotide messenger RNA. It is a transcript of the gene Gamt, whose product is annotated as guanidinoacetate methyltransferase. Lineage: Eukaryota; Metazoa; Chordata; Mammalia; Rodentia; Muridae. Gene Ontology annotation, cellular component: microvillus. Gene Ontology annotation, molecular function: guanidinoacetate N-methyltransferase activity. The record is from RefSeq and is marked validated. The transcript has 6 exons. Gene Ontology annotation, biological process: creatine biosynthetic process. The coding region runs from base 112 to 870 and encodes 252 amino acids.
CCCACUUGAGUGCAAGGCUAAUCUCUGUGCAGAGGCACCGCCCCACUCCGCCUCCACCGGCCCCGCGGCUCCGCAGCCCUGCGCUCCCGGCCUGGUUUGCACAGCCUCACCAUGAGCUCUUCUGCAGCUAGCCCGCUCUUCGCGCCCGGCGAGGACUGCGGCCCCGCGUGGCGCGCGGCCCCCGCGGCCUAUGACGCGUCUGACACGCACCUGCAAAUCCUGGGCAAGCCAGUGAUGGAGCGUUGGGAGACCCCCUAUAUGCAUGCGCUAGCGGCGGCUGCUGCCUCCAGAGGGGGCCGGGUCUUGGAAGUGGGCUUCGGUAUGGCCAUUGCAGCCUCCAGGGUGCAACAGGCCCCCAUAGAGGAACACUGGAUUAUUGAGUGCAAUGAUGGGGUCUUCCAGCGUCUACAAGACUGGGCCCUGCGGCAGCCACAUAAGGUUGUUCCCUUGAAAGGCCUGUGGGAGGAGGUGGCACCUACCCUGCCUGACGGUCACUUUGAUGGGAUUCUAUAUGACACGUACCCGCUGUCUGAAGAGGCCUGGCACACUCACCAGUUCAACUUUAUUAAGCUCUCUUCCCAUGGUCCUACCCCUUCCUGUCCACUGGCCUCUCUGCAGAAUCAUGCCUUCCGCUUGCUGAAGACCGGGGGCGUCCUCACCUACUGCAACCUCACGUCCUGGGGGGAGCUCAUGAAGUCCAAAUACACAGACAUCACCACCAUGUUUGAGGAGACGCAGGUGCCUGCACUGCAGGAAGCUGGCUUCCUGAAAGAAAACAUCUGCACAGAGGUGAUGGCACUGGUGCCCCCAGCCGACUGCCGCUACUAUGCCUUCCCUCAGAUGAUCACACCCCUGGUCACCAAGCACUGAGCAGCCGGCCCAGGUCUACAAGGAGCCUGUGUCCUCCUCAGUACCUUUGUGGCUGGAUUGUGGGCUCCAGCCUCUCCACUGUCCCUCAGUGUGACAUCCUAACCUCUGCCUGGCACUGCCAUCUUCCCAGAGCUCAGGAGUAAAAUAAAUGCUAACAAGAAGACUA